AUGCCCACGUCAUAUGUCAUGAAAGCCAUCACCAAGGUGCUUAUGACUUGGCUGCAGACCACCAUCCACGCGCUUGUUGAUGCCGACCAAACGGGCUUCCUCUCGGGACACCACAUCUCCGAGAACAUCGUCUAUGCAGCUGACCUCCUCCGCUGCUGCCAUUCCAGAAAGGCCCCCACCCUCGUCUUCAAAAUUGACUUUCGUAAGGCCUUCGACUCGGUAAACUGGUCCAGCCUCCUAGCAAUCCUUAAGACCCGGGGAUUCGACGAGCGUUGGUGUCUCUGGAUGGAGCGUAUUCUUGAUACGGGGCACACUGCAAUCCUCUUAAACGGCGUCCCGAGAUGCUGGAUUCGGUGUCGAAAUGGCCUUCGUCAGGGCGACCCCCUAUCCCCACACCUCUUCAUCAUCGUGGCUGAUGUGCUGCAACGCCUGAUUCGCAAUGCUUGGGCCUCUGGAACCAUUGCCCACCCCCUUUCCCCUGACACCCCGUGCCCAGUCCUCCAAUGCGCCGACGACACCCUUAUCCUCUGCAAAGCCUCUACAGAGGUUGCUGCCUGCCUUAAGCAGGUUCUGGACGACUUCGCCUUAGCCACGGGGCUUAUUAUCAACUUCCACAAGUCCUGCUUUAUUCCCAUGGACGUUGGGUCGGGCGACGCCGCGUCCAUGGCGACUUUCCUUGGGUGCCCCAUCUCCUCCUUCCCUCAGCCCUACCUAGGGCUGCCGCUCUCGCCCACCAAACUUCCUGCCUCUGCUUUUGCCCCCUUGUCCUCUCCUUUGAUUGAGGGCGGUUUCAGCAUCAAGGAUCUCCACCGGCAGAACAGGUGCUUGCUCCUCAACUUUGUCCAUAAAUUACACCAAUCUAACCCCCUGCCCUGGAAAACUUGGUUCUACUCUCACACAGGUCGUGACUUGGGGGAUUUCUCCGCCCCCCCUCGUUCCUGGAGAAGAUCGUCGCUGAGUGUCUUCCCCUCUACCGUGCCAUCACCAGGGCGACAGUGGUGGACGGCCGCUCCACGUCCUUCUGGAUGGAUAAGUGGCUCCCCGGGGAGCCGCUUGCGACGCGCUUCCCCGCCCUUUUCUCCCACGGCACCCGCCGCCACGCCUCGGUGGCCACGGUGGUCUCGCGAGGGCUGGGCCUGCGGACUCGCCUUCAUCGCCGCGGCGGAGUCCGAGCUCCUUGUGAUUCGCCGCUUCAUCGACGGCACCUCGCUUCGAGGAGGACCUGAUCGCCGCGCCAUCGACUCUCCCUCGACCCCCAGGUUCUCCUCGCGCGAGGCCUACCGCGCCCUCUCGCCGGUUCACCCCGUCGACACUACCGCACGCUUGACCUGGCCCCUCCGGAUCCCUACCAAGGUCAAGAUCUUCGCGUACCUCGUCGACAUCGACCGCCUGAGCACUCGGGUGAACCUCUUCUACAAGAGUUGCGCCCCCUCCGACAUAUGUGCCGCCUGCACCUCCCCUGAGACUGGGAGGCACCUGUUCUUCGACUGUCCCGUUUCUACGGCGAUCUGGGGCCAGCUGGAUGUCCCAAUCCCAGCGGGCAGUUUCUCCAUCUGGGACCUUCCGGCACCUCCACCGUCACCCUCCGGCGCUUGGCAUUUUGGGGUGGCGGCGAUCCUCUGGUCCAUUUGGAAGUCCCGCAACGACCUCGUCUUCAACAGGGUGACCCACUCCACCACCUCGACUCUCCGGAAGGUGUGCGACGACCUGACCCUUUGGAGAUGGCGGCUUCGCCCCGCUGAUCGCACGUCACUCGAUGGCCUACGGGCCUUCCUUCUUGCUCGAGCGGUUGCUUGA
Messenger RNA from Lolium perenne, 1797 nucleotides. Lineage: Eukaryota; Viridiplantae; Streptophyta; Magnoliopsida; Poales; Poaceae. The record is from RefSeq and is a predicted model, not a curated record.